Brachypodium distachyon (stiff brome) is the source of this 1799-nucleotide messenger RNA. Its product is annotated as peroxisome biogenesis protein 12. Bases 266 to 1450 code for a protein of 394 amino acids. NCBI's taxonomy places the organism in Eukaryota, Viridiplantae, Streptophyta, Magnoliopsida, Poales, Poaceae. The transcript has 10 exons. Gene Ontology annotation, molecular function: ubiquitin-protein transferase activity; protein binding; zinc ion binding. The record is from RefSeq and is a predicted model, not a curated record. Gene Ontology annotation, cellular component: peroxisomal membrane; peroxisomal importomer complex. Gene Ontology annotation, biological process: protein monoubiquitination; protein import into peroxisome matrix.
AACCGCAGUCUCGUCUCCCUCACGUCCCCGACCCGUCUCCCUCUCGGUGAGACGGUGAGGUCACAACUUCUCUUUUGCGCCUCGCCUCUCCUUUUGCUCACCGCCGUGGACGCCCAGGGCAACACAAAAGCGCCACCAAUAGCCCGCGGUUAACCGCCGGAAUACAGCUCCGCCGCUCGACCUCGCCGCGCAGCGGCUGUCUGAACCGUAGGCUCGAGGCCUAACCCUACCCCCCCACAAGCCCCCGGAGGUCGGCGGCGGCACGAUGCUGUUCCAGGUGGGAGGGCAGGGCGCGCGCCCGACCUUCUUCGAGAUGUCGGCGGCGCAGCAGCUUCCGGCGAGCCUCCGCGCCGCGCUCACCUACUCGCUCGGGGUUUUUGCACUGAGAAGGCCAUUCUUGCAUAACAUUUUAGACUAUGAAGAUGAAUUCUUUGCUUUGUUAAUGGCUGUCCUUGAGUCCCACAGUCUACGAACAACAGACGGUUCUUUCUCAGAGUCAUUAUAUGGUCUCAGACGGAGACCUGUUAAGGUCGCAGUGAAGAGAUCUAGUCCUGGCACUGAAUCCAGCGACAAGGCCUAUGACUCUGCACUAAGGAGGCGCCAAAAAACCCUCUCUGUUGUCUUUUUGGUUAUUUUACCAUAUUUCAAGUCAAAGUUGCAGUCCAUAUAUAACAAAGAAAGGGAAGCAAGGUUGCAGGCAAGCCUGUGGGAUCAGGGUGAGGUUAGAUUCGAUGAAGCUGGUGCGUUAGAUCAACAAGGGGAGACUUCUCAAGCGCAAGCUGAGAGUACUACUCGAGAAGUAUCACAUUUGGCACGUCUUAAGACGAAUUUUGCGGCACUAAUAGGUGUUUCUUAUCCAUGGAUUCAUGCGACCAAUGAAGGCCUUUCAUUUGCUUACCAGUUGCUGUAUCUGUUGGAUGCUACUAAAUUUUAUGGUCCAGGACUUCAUGUGCUUGGGCUUCAUGUUUGUCGUGCUACUGGACAAGAACUGAUGGAUUCAUCUUCUAGGAUAGCAAGGAUUAGAAAUCGUGAACUCGAGAGACUUCGUGGUCCUCCAUGGUUGAAGACUGUGCAGAGGGUGUUCCUUAGUUGUAUGUACACGACUCUAGAUUAUGCACAAACUGGUUUAAUCGCCGCAGUCUUCUUUUUCAAGAUGAUGGAAUGGUGGUAUGAAUCUGCUGAAGAAAGAAUGUCAGCUCCAACUGUAUAUCCCCCACCUCCUCCUCCUCCACUACCAAAGGUUGCUAAAGAUGGACUUCCCUUGCAACCUGACAGAACGCUGUGCCCUCUGUGCUGCCAGAAGCGCAAUAACCCCUCUGUUCUCUCUGUUUCUGGUUUUGUUUUCUGCUACAGCUGCAUAUUUAAGUCUGUCUCUCAGCAUAAAAGGUGCCCCGUGACAUUGAUGCCUGCCACUGUUGAGCAUAUCAGGCGCCUCUUCCAUGAUUUGUAGAUUCGGUAAACAAUACAGUUUCUGCUUCCGGAAGAAGAGGGAGGUAGUUAUACAAAUGUAUUCUCCAGUGCCAUCCAUUUUUGUCAAGAAUGGGUUCUCGUUUUGAUAGUAUGGCCAUCAUAGACGCUGAUGAUUCUUCUCCCUUCGGAAAUUUCAUGUCCAUACGCUCCUGUUGUCAUUUUUGUUUUCUGUUUAAACAAUAUGGCAAAGCAAGUUCAACUCAAGAGAUUUAGGUACUGAGCCAUAAUUACCGUUAGGAGAUUUUCACUGGGAUGUUUUAUAAUGACCCGGGGUGUAAAACCUUGUAAUCAUGAUGUAAUAUAAGCAUAUUUUAUUUCCUUUGACAGAA